GGGGCUGCUGGGGGGGGCUGCCGGGGUGGGGAUUCUCCACCGGGAAAAGGAAAGAGCCCCCCAGGUCCCGUCUCCGCCCCCGUGAAAGAAGCAGUUCCAGACCCCCUAAGCAGUUCUGCUCUACCUUUUCUGCCACGAGGUGACCAGACCUGCAGGUAGUAUUCCCGGUGUGGGCAUCCCACAGGCUGACAUGGUGGCAUCAAGCCCGCAGCUGUCCGGAGCAGGAGACGACCCCCCCGCCCCGCCCUGGGCCGGGAUAUGAGGAAGGAGGCGCCGCCCGGCCCGACAGAGCAGCAUGGGGCUCGCCCCCCUCCUCGCCCUCUGCAUCUGGAGCCGGGCCCUGGGUAACGACAUUCUGGGGCUAAAGCUACCGAGCGACCCUGUCCUCACCCCCAACACGGUGUGCUUCACCCUGCCGGGGCUCAGCAAGCGCCAGAUGGGGCUGUGCGUGCGCAGCCCCGACGUGACCGCCUCGGCCCUGCAGGGCAUCCAGGUCGCCAUCCAGGAGUGUCAGCACCAGCUGCGGGACCAGCGCUGGAACUGCUCCAGCCUGGAGCGGGCGGGCCAGGUGCUGCAGGACAGCGCCAUCCUCAAGAGAGGCUUCCGGGAAAGCGCCUUCGCCUUCUCCUUGCUGGCGGCCGGCGUGAUGCACUCGGUGGCCACGGCCUGUAGCCUGGGCAAGCUGCAGGGCUGCGGCUGCGCCUGGGGGGAGCGCGGCGGCCCGGAGAAGCGGCGGCUGAAGCUGAGCCAGCUGCAGGCGCUGUCCCGGGGCAAGGGCCUCCCCCCUCAGCUGGCCUCGCUCCUGGGCGAGCCCAGCCCGCAGGACACCUGGCAGUGGGGCGGCUGCGGGCCCGACAUCGGCUUCGGGGAGCGCUUCUCCCGGGACUUCCUGGACCCUCGGGAGGCUCCACGCGACAUCCAGGCCCGGAUGAGGGUCCACAACAACUGGGUGGGCAGACAGGUGGUGGCGGAGAACAUGAAGCGCAAGUGCAAGUGCCACGGCCCGUCGGGCAGCUGCCAGUUCCGCACCUGCUGGCCGGUGGCGCCCGAGUUCCGGCUGGUGGGCGCGGUGCUGCGGGAGCGGCUGCAGCGGGCCGCCUUCAUCAGCGCCCGCAACCGCAACAGCGGCGUGUUCGGGCCGCGCCGGGGCCCGGGCCCGGCCCCCGGCCCCGGCCCCGGCCCGCGCCGCCUGGCCCGCGAGCUGGUCUACUUCGAGCCGUCGCCCGACUUCUGCGAGCGCGACCCGGCGCUGGACUCGCCCGGCACCCACGGCCGCGCCUGCAACCGCACCAGCCCCCGCACGGACGGGUGCGCCAGUCUGUGCUGCGGGCGGGGCCACAACCUCCUGCGCCAGACCCGCGGCGAGCGCUGCCGCUGCCGCUUCCACUGGUGCUGCUCCGUGCGCUGCGAGGAGUGCCGGCUCGGCGCCUGGCUCAGCGUCUGCAAGUGAGGGGGGCUGCGCUCCCCCCCCGGGACUGCCCCGCUCCCCCCCGCCGGGGCUGCCCCGCUCCGCCCCCGCCGGGGCUGCCCCGCUCCCUCCGCUACUCCGGCCUCCCGGCCCUGGGGGACUGGGUGCGACACAUGGGGGGCCCUGCCGGUGUUGCGGGUCAGGGCCCACCCGGAGCGUGUGCAGCGGCUGCGGGCCGAAGAGAGGGGCAGCGCCCCAGUUCCGCGGUCGGAGAGAUGCGGCGGGGGGUGGAAAGCCUUAACCCCUAGUGCUUUGUG
Messenger RNA from Dermochelys coriacea (leatherback sea turtle), 1725 nucleotides. It is a transcript of the gene WNT10B, whose product is annotated as Wnt family member 10B. NCBI's taxonomy places the organism in Eukaryota, Metazoa, Chordata, Testudines, Dermochelyidae. Gene Ontology annotation, cellular component: extracellular region. The coding region runs from base 296 to 1450 and encodes 384 amino acids. The transcript has 6 exons. The record is from RefSeq and is a predicted model, not a curated record. Gene Ontology annotation, biological process: canonical Wnt signaling pathway; multicellular organism development; cell fate commitment. Gene Ontology annotation, molecular function: frizzled binding; cytokine activity.